Messenger RNA from Nymphaea colorata (pocket water lily), 1263 nucleotides. Its product is annotated as protein CHUP1, chloroplastic-like. NCBI's taxonomy places the organism in Eukaryota, Viridiplantae, Streptophyta, Magnoliopsida, Nymphaeales, Nymphaeaceae. The record is from RefSeq and is a predicted model, not a curated record. The coding region runs from base 40 to 1140 and encodes 366 amino acids. The transcript has 3 exons.
ACCUUCUUCCCUCUUUUCCCUACGGCAUCUGCUAGAAAUAUGUUCUUCCCUGGGGGCGGAUUCCAAAUGGAAAAAACAGAACUAAUCAAUCCUACCGUUCUGAAAGCAACAUUCUCUAUAGCCUUUUCAUUGGUUGGUUGUUUUCUUUACCAAAGAUCGAAAAGAAAUGUCUUCCCCUCUUCAUCAUCGUCCUCUUCUUCGUCUUCUCCAUCAUCACCAUUACCAUCCUUGUCCCCGUCCUCGUCUGAUGGAUCAACAGAAGAGAACUAUAUCACAAGCAGUGAAUACAAUGAAAGCGACUCGAGUCACGAGAGCGACCCUCAAGAGGCAUUGCUUGAGCGUGUCAGUUGUCUGUUCUUGAAGGUUGAGGCCAUGGAAGCAGACCAUCUUCGCCGGUUGGAAUCUCUGGUCGGUAAUUGUCCAACUGUUGAGGAGCUCAGCGAAGCCAGAGCCAGGAUCAUGGUGCUUGAGCACGUAAUCAGAAGCCGCUCGAAGAAGAAAGAGCGACUGCCUAGACUUCGCCCGCGGGCUGUCAUCCUGCAGUCAAGAGUGGCAGUUAAGUCGCGGAAUGAAAGAGAGAUGAGGAGGAAGUUCUCUGAGAUCAGAGAGUUAAAAGAUGAGGUUGCGGAACUCAGACUCACAAAUGUAAAGUUGCAGGGCGAGAAGGCUGAAUUAGUGAAGAAGCUUAGCACACUAGAGAGCUUAACUUCCUCCAUGGCUCAGAGGCACCUGGAAGCAGAGACGGCGAUGGAGAAAUAUGCAAAGAGGCUAAGGAUCACAAAUGAGAACUUAUUAAAGCAAAUAGAGCAGCUACAAAUGGUUCAUUCUCCAGAUAUUGGCGAAGUGAUCUACCUGAGGUGGAGUAAUGCAUGCUUAAGGUAUGAACUAAUAAGGAAGCAAGAGGAGGAGAAGAAGAGGAUGUGGGAAAUUGAAGAGAAGGAAAAGGAGGGAACUGUGGAAUACGAAGAGGCUGAUGACAAGAGCACUAGUGUAGACAUCGGGGACGAUUCAAGCACUGUGGAGAUGGGCGACAUCCCACUUCAUGUUGAGCCAAAAAGCCAACCCAACAUCACAAAGAGGAAGUUCUGCCACAAGCUCAAGAGGUGGGCCAAGGGCAGUGGUAAUAGAUUUCACACCUAACCAGUGAAUAUUGUAUAUGCAGAUGUCCACAAAACUGAAAAAUUGUAAUUUGCAAUUAGUUUAAUGUACUGACUCGUGCGAGCUGCAUGCACAUAUAUAUAUAUAUAUAUAUAUAUAUAUAUA